AUGGGAGAAGGUCCAACAGUAAGAGAUAUUAUGGCAGAGUUUUUGGUGAUUGAUGUGCCAUCCGCCUACAACGCUAUUGUCGGUAGGCCUUUAAUUCAUGACAUGCAAGCUGUAGUCUCAACAUACCACUUAACGAUGGUAUAUGUAUCCAACGCUGGAAUGACAGAACGCGUACGGGGGAGUCAAACUAUGGCAAGAGAGUGUUAUGUUUCAGCAUUAAAACAAUCAAGCCGGCAACAUACCUGCGAACAGACACCAUCUAAGCGAGAACGAGUUCCCUCUACACAUGAUUUGGCCAUGGAAAAUUUCGAUACUCGGCCGGUAACUGCGACACGUCCUUCCCUAGGAGGCGAGACCGUAGAGAUCGAGUUGCAGCCUGGGGUCCCCGGGAGGGUAGUGCGCGUUGGAUCCGAUAUGGAUGUCGACACGCACUGCCAUUUGGUGGAAUUGUUACGAGAAAGUGCUGACGUGUUUGCUUUCUCGGCAGAUGAGAUGCUUGGAAUACAUCCUGACGUCAUAGUACAUAAGUUAAAUGUCGACAGAAGAGCAAGACAUGUUCGACAGAAGAAAAGGAACUUCUCAACAGAGAAAAUAGAGGCUAUUCAGUCAAAGGUAAACAAAUUGCUAGCGGCAGGGUUUAUUGAACCCUGCACAUAUCUCGAAUGGCUAGCAAAUGUAGUUAUGGUUAAGAAGCCGUCAGGGAAGUGGAGAAUGUGCGUGGAUUUUACGGACUUGAACAGAGCCUGCCCGAAAGAUUGCUAUCCCUUGCCGAGGAUAGAGAGACUGGUAGAUUCCACUUCCGGUCACGCACUAUUGAGUUUCAUGGACGCUUUCUCCGGAUAUCAUCAGGUCAGCUUAUAUGAGCCAGAUCGAACCAAGGCGGCAUUCAUUACCGAUGCUGGGGUUUUCUGUUACAGGGCUAUGCCGUUUGGGUUAAGAAAUGCAGGGGCAACGUAUCAGAAGCUGGUCGACAAGGUAUUCGCAAACCAGAAAGGAAGGAAUGUAGAAGUAUAUGUGGAUGAUUCAAUUGUGAAAAUCCGUUUGGUUACAGAUCACGUCGCCGAUUUGAGAGAAAGUUUUGAAACUCUUCGGCGCUAUCGGAUGAAGUUGAAUCCGGAGAAAUGUGUGUUCGGCGUUCGGUUAGGAAAGUUUCUCGGGUUCGUGGUAAGCGAAAGGGGGAUAGACACUAAACCCGAUAAGAUCGAGGCAAUUCUUAGUUUACCAGAACCAAAGUGUAUAAAAGAUGUACAAAAGCUCACUGGUCGAAUGGCUGCAUUGACGAGAUUUAUCAGUACGUCAGCUGAAAAACGCCUUACCGUUCUUCGUGAUCUUGCGCCAGAACAAACUGUUUGUAUGGGGGAAGGAGUAAUCCAAGGCGUUACAGGCUAUGAAAAAUCACUUGAGGUCCUUACCCACUGUCUCAAGACCGGAACAGGGAAAAAUAUUAUAGCUGUAUAUCUCCACGUCAGCAAAGACGGUAGCAGCAGUGCUCCUAGUAGAACGACAAAAAACCCAACUGCCAAUUUACUUUGUGAGCCACAGAGGUCUUUGCAGAAGAUGGAAACAUCUGGCCGCCUGCUUAAAUGGGCGAUUGAAUUGUCUGAAUACGUUAUUACGUAUAAACCAAGGGUAUCAAUCAAAUCCCAAGCCUUGUCUGACUUCAUUGUAGAAACAUCUUAUUAUGAAGAAGAGGAGGGUACCGACACAUGGAAGGUAUCAGUUGACGACUCAUCUGCUUCAACCGGCUCAGGGGCUAGAGUAAUUAUGAUCUCUCCCCAAGGAGAUGUGUUCGAGUAUGCUGUCAAGUUCAAAUUCAAAGCCUCGAAUAAUGAGAAAGAGUAUGAAGAAGCCUUGGCAGGAAUACAACUAUGCAUAUCUGCGGAAGCAAAGCGUAUUGAGAUGAUAACUGACUCGCAACUGGUGGCAAAUCAGUUUAAUGGCACUUACGAAACUCGAGAGCCGAGCAUGACGGCAUAUCUGGCAAAACUCAAGAGUGUUACAUCUAAUCUGGAGUAUUUCGAAAUAAAAUUGGUUCCUCGAGCAAUGAACACGCAGGCAGACGCGUUGGCUAAACUUGCAAUUCAAGCUUUAACGAUUUAG
Messenger RNA from Chenopodium quinoa (quinoa), 2100 nucleotides. RefSeq lists its product as uncharacterized. The coding region runs from base 1 to 2100 and encodes 699 amino acids. Lineage: Eukaryota; Viridiplantae; Streptophyta; Magnoliopsida; Caryophyllales; Amaranthaceae. The transcript is spliced from 2 exons. The record is from RefSeq and is a predicted model, not a curated record. Gene Ontology annotation, molecular function: nucleic acid binding; RNA-DNA hybrid ribonuclease activity.